GAGUGGGUGGUGCGCACGCGCGCCGGGCAGGGAGGAAGGGGCUGGGCGGAGCCUGGCGGGGCAGGACGUCUGCGCGCGGAGCAGUUUGGCGGGUUUUUUUUUUUUUUUUUGCUUUCUCGCUGUGUUUCGGUAACCGGCGCCGGGCGACAGGAUGGGCCCCGGGGGCGCCGGCUCCGUGUCGGCCGAGCGCUUGGCCUCCGAGCUGCAGAUGUUCGGCCUGGACUGCGAGGAGGCGGCUUACGAGAAGCUGGCCGAGCUGUGUCCUCUGUACAGGCAGACGGAGGACCAGAUGGUGGCCGAGCUCGUGGCCUUCAGCACCAACACCGGCAAAGUCCAUCUCACCUUGGAGAACCUCAGCUCCUUCGAAAAUGAGUUUCUAAUCAAAAGGAUAGCCAAAUCCCGGCACAGUGCCUCCAAGAAGGACAGCAGCCACCCGGGAACCUGGGACAUUGUCUCCAUUCAAGAGCUGAUUGAAGUUGAGACCAAAGAAGAGACCCUGCUGAACUCUUACACCACGCCCUCCAAGGGUUCUCAGAAGCGCAGUGUCAGCACCCCUGAGACGCCGCAGUCCAAACGGAACGUGUCGGCCACCCGCAGUCCUCAUCUGCUCUUCUCCCCAUUGAGCUUCUCGCCAAGUGCCACGCCCUCUCAGAAGUACAGGUCCAGGAGCAGCCGGGGAGAGGUCGUGACCUCCUUUGGCUCCACACAGGGGAUGUCUUGGUCAGGCAAAGGAGGUAGCGGCAACCUCAGUGUGAAGGUCUUGGACCCUGCCGGAGCCCUCACUGGGAUCUACAAAUCCAUGUUCCAGAAGCUCGCUGACAUCCGAGAAGUUCUGACCUACAGGAUUGAAGAGCUUGGCUCGGAGCUUAAGGAGCUUCACAAGAUCGAGGCGUUUAGUCCUGUCUCGGUGCCUGCACAGGAACCGAUCACUUUACUGGGACAGAUUGGUUGUGACAGCAAUGGGAAGUUGAACCCAAAAUCCGUGAUUCUGGAAGGAGACCGGGAGCAUUCCCUAGGGGUACAGAUCCCAGUGGAUCUCUCUGAGCUCAAGGAAUAUUCUCUAUUCCCUGGCCAGGUUGUCGUUAUGGAGGGAACCAACACCACGGGGAAGAGAUUCAUUGCGACCAAACUCUAUGAGGGAGUGCCUCUUCCUUUCUAUCAGCCCACAGAAGAAGACGGAGAUUCAGACCAGCGGAUGAUCCUGGUGGCCUGUGGGCCUUACACGACGUCCGACAGCAUCACUUACGAUCCCAUGAUCGACCUGCUUGGUGUCAUCGGCAGAGACCAGCCAGACGUCUGCAUUCUGUUGGGACCUUUCCUCGAUGCUAAGCAUGAACAGGUCGAGAACUGUCAGCUCACCACCACGUUUGAAGACGUGUUCAGGCACUGUUUGUGGACAAUUAUCGAAGGGACCAGAAGUUCGGGCACCCACCUUGUCUUCGUCCCAUCCCUGCGAGAUGCACACCACCAGCCCGUGUACCCCCAGCCCCCCUUCAGCUGCCCAGAGCUCCCCAAAGAGGACAAAAAGCGAGUACACUUUGUGUCUGACCCCUGCAGCCUCUCCAUAAAUGGAGUGGUUCUGGGCUUGACUUCGACAGACCUGCUGCUUCACAUGGGAGCGGAGGAAAUCAGUAGCUCAUCCGGCACCUCAGACAGAUUCAGCCGAAUCCUCAAGCACGUCCUGACCCAGAGAAGCUACUAUCCCCUGUACCCUCCCUUCGAGGAGAUGAGCCUCGACUUUGAGCAUUUCUACUCCUACGCUCAGCUCCCAGUCACUCCGGACGUCUUCAUCGUUCCCUCUGACCUGAGAUACUUUGUGAAGGACAUCUUAGGUUGUGUCUGCAUGAACCCUGGACGUCUCACCAAGGGGCAGGUGGGGGGCACCUUUGGGCGCCUGUACAUCAGCAGGCAGGCCGCCAACACCAAUGGGAGGAAGAGCCCAUGCAUGGCAGCCCAGGUGGUCAAGAUCUGAUGCCUGCCUCUCCCCUCCCUCCUCCAGUCUGGCCCCAAGAACACUAGCCACUGGAAGGUGCUGGAGGCCGAUGGUGGCUCUGGCAGGCAAGACAUCAGCGGUACCUUUGGCCCAAAUUGGGCCUCUCCCUAGGGGACAAAGCAUGCCCCACACACAGACACUUCUACUAGGUACACGUUGUCCACACCCAGCCCUGAGUGGGGACGUAGUCACUAUAUUUGGGGAAAGAAAGGCAGAGUAUUUUCUACAUGGAACGAAAACAAGACAUUUGUAAAAAUUAAAUUUCUUUACAAUCCAGCUGGGGAUGUGAUCAUUUUGUAUCUUGGCCUGUACCUUUUCCUCUGAAGAGCAGAUGA
This is a messenger RNA of Trichosurus vulpecula (common brushtail), 2328 nucleotides long. It is a transcript of the gene POLA2, whose product is annotated as DNA polymerase alpha 2, accessory subunit. Bases 152 to 1972 code for a protein of 606 amino acids. Gene Ontology annotation, cellular component: alpha DNA polymerase:primase complex. Gene Ontology annotation, biological process: DNA replication initiation; DNA replication. NCBI's taxonomy places the organism in Eukaryota, Metazoa, Chordata, Mammalia, Diprotodontia, Phalangeridae. The transcript has 18 exons. Gene Ontology annotation, molecular function: DNA binding. The record is from RefSeq and is a predicted model, not a curated record.